Molecule: messenger RNA, 1454 nt
Organism: Scylla paramamosain (green mud crab)
Lineage: Eukaryota; Metazoa; Arthropoda; Malacostraca; Decapoda; Portunidae
Product: dentin sialophosphoprotein-like
Exons: 3
Coding region: 75-1004 (309 amino acids)
Source: RefSeq, a predicted model, not a curated record
CGAGUAGUAUAUAAUUAACGGCCUAGGAAAAUGUCACUUCAUUCGCUUGCAGCGUGCUCACCAACAUCUGCGGAAUGAGGUUCUUGGUCGCCUUCGUUGGCCUGUUGUGUGUGGCGAGAGCAGCAUUAUCCUUCCAUCUUCCUGCUGCCCAAUCCCCACUCUCCCUUGGCCUUCUUGCUGGGGAUGUGGCUGUUGACCGGGGAAUCUCUCCACGCCUUAUGGCCACUGAUGAUGAUGGUGAUUCACGUAUGAUGAGGGACGCCUCUGCUUCUGAUUCAGCUUCAUCUUCUGAAGAGUCUGAUGAUUCUAGUAAUUCUUCUUCACGCAUGAUGAGGGACGACUCUACUUCUGAUUCUUCUAAUGAUUCACGAAUGAUGAGGGACGCCUCUACUUCUGAUUCUGCUUCAUCUUCUAAUGAGUCUGAUGAUUCUAGUAAUUCUGGUUCUUACUCACGUAUGAUGAGGGAUGACUCUGAUUCUGAUUCUGAUUCUGGUUCUAGUGUUUCUAAUGAUUCACGCAUGAUGAAGGAUGCUUCUGCUUCUGAUUCUGCUUCAUCUUCUAAUGAGUCUGAUGAUUCUAGUAAUUCUGGUUCUAACUCACGUAUGAUGAGGGAUGACUCUGAUUCUGAUUCUGAUUCUAGUGUUUCUAAUGAUUCACGCAUGAUGAGGGACGCCUCUGAUUCUGAUUCUGCUUCAUCUUCUAAUGAGUCUGAUGAUUCUAGUAAUUCUGGUUCUAACUCACGUAUGAUGAGGGAUGACUCUGAUUCCGAUUCUAAUUCUAGUGGUUCUAAUGAUUCACGCAUGAUGAGGGACGCCUCUGCUUCUGAUUCUGCUUCAUCUUCUAAUGAGUCUGAUGAUUCUAGUAAUUCUGGUUCUUACUCACGCAUGAUGAGGGAUGACUCUGAUUCUGAUUCUGAUUCUAGUGUUUCUAAUGAUUCACGCAUGAUGAGGGACACCUCUGAUUCUGCUUCUGAUGAUUCAACUUCUGAUGAUUCUAGUAACUGAUGAUGGUUAUGAUGACUCAUGCAUGACGAGAGCCGACCCAGAUUCAAAUGUGGACAAUGAUUCUGAGGAAGAUGAUUUUAAAUCUAAUGAGUCUGAACCUGAAGAUGAUGAUAAGUGAGGAGAAUAAGUAAGAGUGACAUUUCUAAUUCAAGAGAAACAGUGAUCCCUGUAACCGAGGAGAACCACUGAUCCCUUUAAAGAGAACCAAUAAUCUCUAUGACUCAAGAGAAGAAAAAUAUCCCUCCGAUUCAAGAAAACUAAGGAUGCGUCCAGUAGAGAAUUAAUGAUCCCUGUAAUUCAGAAGAACCAAAGUUGCCUCCAAAUCAAGAGAAACAGUUACAGCGACAUUGAGAAUGACAGCGAGCACUGAUACCUACGAUACCACUGAUGCCUUCUCAUUUGCAAUCAUACAUGUAAACAUGAAAGAUAAAUAAAGUAUUUAUUGGCUAA